Messenger RNA from Laetiporus sulphureus 93-53, 1316 nucleotides. RefSeq names its product NAD(P)-binding protein. The record is from RefSeq and is a predicted model, not a curated record. The transcript has 9 exons. The coding region runs from base 115 to 1110 and encodes 331 amino acids. NCBI's taxonomy places the organism in Eukaryota, Fungi, Basidiomycota, Agaricomycetes, Polyporales, Laetiporaceae.
AAGGUGAAGCGCUCACAUGGACGGAAAGAUACAUAAGCCUCGAGCAAAGACACGCAAUGCUCGAAUCGCUUUUGUACAACUUCUCAUCUCAGCUCGACCGACUGAUCAAUCAAUAUGGGCACCCAAUUAUCGUUUCUGAGACCAUCAAGAGCAUGGUGCUUUUAUGUGGAGAACUUUCCUCCUAAACCUCAGUGGUCUACGGAGCAAAUCCCGGAUUUGAGCGGCAAAGUCGUGAUCGUGACGGGUGCGAAUACCGGUCUGGGCUACGAAUCUGCGCUGGCACUCGCACUUCAUGGGGCGAAGGUCUAUGUGACUGCACGUUCGAAGGAUAAGGGACUCCCCGCAGUAGAAACGAUCAACUCUAAAGUGGCAGCCGCCACAGAAGGCCCCAAGUCUGGCCAGGCGGCCUUCUUGUACAUGGAUCUUGACGACCUGCAGAGCGUGAAAGCAGCCGCAGAUGAAUUCAAGGCUAAAGAGUCUAGGCUGGAUAUUCUCAUGAACAACGCGGGCGUCAUGAUGCCUCCUGAGGGGACCAAGAGUAAGACUGGUCUUGAAGUGCAAUUUGCCGUCAACGUUCUCGGGCCAUUUGUGUUCACGCGCCUACUUCUGCCUAUUCUGAUCCAUACCGCUCAGACAUCUGAGAGCGGCACCACUCGCGUCAUCACACUGGGCUCGUUCGCUCACUUCGGAGCACCUCCGGGAGGCGUCAGACUUGACAAACUCGACUCGGGCACCUUGUUCGAGAGAUAUGCGCAGUCCAAACUGGCUGACAUGAUCUAUAGCAAGGAACUCGCGCAUCGAUACACUGACUCAGGCAUCAUCUCUAUUUCGGUCAGUCCAGGUAAUAUUAAGACUGCUUUGUGGCACCAUCAGACGUCAUUUUUUACCCCGAACACAUUCUUGACAAAGUACCCCGUCUCCAUGGGUAUUCUGACCCAGCUGUAUGCGGCUACCUCCCCCGAUAUCACUAAGGCUGACAGCGGUGAAUACUUCCGACCCUGGGCUACGAAAGGUCAACCUGUGAGAGACGAGGCGGACGAUCCUGUCCUGGCAACCAAGCUGUGGGAGUGGUGCGAGGAGCAGAUGAAGGAGGCUGGCAUCUCCGCAUAAAGCAGUGUUGUCCUAAAGUAGCUGUUCUGCCACCUUUGCUACUGAGGGCGAUGAAAUCAUCGUUGCUGUGAGUCGUGAUAAUGAUCAACACGAUCCAAAUGUGUAAUGAUCGUACCUACUAUGAGUCGUAACCUACAUUCUACAUAACCAAUCAUGACCAUUUCAUGCGUAAUACGCCAUGUUCAUCAUCGUAUGACGAGCUACUC